This is a messenger RNA of Hyaloperonospora brassicae, 3246 nucleotides long. NCBI's taxonomy places the organism in Eukaryota, Oomycota, Peronosporomycetes, Peronosporales, Peronosporaceae. The record is from the annotation of a GenBank genome assembly.
AUGUACCAUGGCACGCCUCAGGACCACGGGGACAAGAAGCGACAGCGGCUGACCAAUGAAUUGUGGAUGGAAGCUAUCAUGAACAAGAGCAAGACACCUGAGGGCUUCAUGUCUGCAUCCACCACCACAUCCAGCGGCGUAACGACGCCCUCUACGUCUUCAGCUGUGAAUGGGGAAGAACGGGUGGUUGCGGCACCCAGUUGGGAGGCACCGACGUCCCAGAUGUCGAUGGCGCAGCAGCAAUUCGCGACGGGAUAUCAAGAGAGACCGACUGAGCGCUCUAACCGGUACCAGGGAAGAACACCGGAGAUCUUUUCACAAUCCGUGCAAGACAUACCAAUGGAAACAGCGUAUCAAACGAGGAUAGUGAGUACUCCGGUGGCUCCGGGAUACGCAGCGAGAACUAAUGUUGAUGCGGGAUACCACGGAAAACCCAUCGACACUUCGAUAACGUUUCCACGGCGAUUAGUGCAACCAGCAACAACGAAUUAUCAAGGGGAAACGACGAUGGACGGUGGCACAGUCUACCAACGGAGAACAGCAGAUGAAGCUGUGGUGCAAUAUCAAGACAGAAUGGGCGGCAGGGCUGCGUCCGAGUAUGUAGGAAAGCCUGCAAAUGAACCUGCUGGGCAUCAAGGAAGAGCAUCUGAUGUAUCCGUAGCUUAUAAACCGGAGAAAGUCAGUCAAGACCUUACAGGUUAUCAAAGUAAGACAUUGGAGACCUCGACUGGCAUGCUGCAUCAGGAAAAAAGGACAGAAGCAAGGCUCGGCAAGCUGGCCGAGGGUUACAAGAAAGAUCGGAAACUACCGCCGAGAGUGGAGGAGAUGCUGAGAGAGCAGAUGAAUCUGGACGAAUCUGUGCUGCAUGAUGCAUUUGCGGUGGCAAUGGAUGAUUUGAUUUUGGAACAAGAAGCCAACUUUGUGGCAAAGGGAGUGUGCCACUUGUGUGUAAGCAAGGUAUACUUGCCCGUCGUAAAUUUUUGUCCACAUGCAGACGAAAACCACUCGCUGUGUCGGGAACAUCUGCGUAGUGUGUACAGGGUGCGUAUGGAAGCGCUGUUCGUGGGCAAGAACCGAUCUGCACCCAAUCGUCGCUUGCUGCGCUGUUUGGUGUGUACGCGCGGAUGUCCGUGCACCCAGUGCACAGCAGAAAAGGAGAAAGAUGUCCAGAAUUAUAAGCGGUAUCUUCUCGACACACUGCGUCGUUGCGGACAUGGUCCAGAGAGUGCAGUGAAGGAUCGCCAGGCGAGUGCCGCCAGUGCUUCACCAGCGCUCACGGGGCGAUUGGCGUUUGGUCAAAGUGUGAGCAACAACGACGGCCGUCAAUACGCUCAGUAUGCGCCCACGCCCUUGCCAAAAGAUUGUUUCUCUGUACAAGGCAACGGCCUUCCUGCUCGGGGUUCAUUGAUGGAGACAGCAAAUGAAGCAUGCAAACUAACGGAGACCCAUCGGUCCGACCUGAAUCGGUGCCAAGAACGUGAGCGAUGCGAUCGUGAAGGAUACGUCUCCAAUGCACAGCUCUCCAGCAUGCCGACUUCCAGCAUUUAUGCCUCUAGUAUGCAAUUAUCCAGUUUGCAAACUUCUGGCCUGUCAGCUUCCAGCACGCGAAUUUCUAGCUUGCAGGUUUCCAGCAUACAUGCGCCACAAAGUGAUUCGACUCAGCAGGUUUCUAUGUCGAAACGAGCAGCUAGCAGUUUACCGUCUGAUGUUCUCUCCAUGACGGCUGACGGUGAGCAAAGUACUGAUCGCCGGACUGCAGCUCGAGCCGCCCCGUCACGCAUCCACCGAGGCUCGAUGGAGUCGCCAUCAGCAGCUACAGUUUUGAAUUGUGCGGAGUCGGAGAAGUCUUUAGUUCAGCUUUUGAGCUCGUUGAAUCAAGGAAGAGCCCCCGCAAACUCUGCGGCUGUUGACGUUUCGAGUAAGGACAGUGCUUACAGUCGGAACGUCUUACACUACGACACGAAUGAAAAAGCAGCCGAUGACGAAGCUGUUGGAGACGCUUCAGGUGAAGGCAGUAAGAAGACGGAAGCAUCUUUGCGAGUUGAUUCCGCCUGCGGCAUCUCGGACAAUCGCCACCAAUCGGAACAUUCAUACCAUGAUGAACCCUCGACUAGCUCAAUGGCUACGGUCAAGAGCUCGUCUCGUGAUCGCGUGAAGAAUGAUGGUCGGUCCAUCGAAGCGAGUAAAUUAAGAAAGCGGAAGUCUGACGAGACCGACCGUGCGAACGGUGCAGGGCCACAUGGCCAGUCAAACGUGGCAUCCCGAGACUCGACUCGGGUCGCGUAUCGUGAUGAUAGUAGUGCUCCAGGUCAACAACAUAGUGCUGGCGAGCGUCAACACAAGACGGGGACGAGGCCAUCGUUAAGGCUGGACGGCUGCGAGAAGGAUAGCACUUCAAAGGCUGAUUCGAACAAAAAGCACUCGUCACAGAAAUCACCACCGCCUCCGCACCGUCGACCGGGGCGCCCGCGCAAAGCUUUAACUGAUGCGAAUGCUGCAGCACAAACAGAGAGAAGAGGGCAGCAAAACCGCAAAACCACCACUUCCAUCAAAAGGGGAAGAGGCCGGCCCCCUAAGCGCGGCAAGCGAGCGAAAAGUGACGAAGAUAUGGAAGACGAGAAUGGUAACGAAGAGCAUGAAGAGGAGGAGAAAGAUGAGGAUGGCGCAGACAGCGAGUUAGACGCGAACUUAGACUAUUGCGAGGUCUGUGAAGGCGCCGGCGAUCUGGUCUGCUGCGACAAGUGCCCGCGUUCUUUCCACUUGAAGUGCCUGGACAUGACUGAGACUGAUCUCCCGGAAGGCGAUUGGCAGUGCAGCGAGUGCAAGAAGCCGUCGCGAUUUGACGCGUAUUCCGUUAUGGUGGCUUCAGAGAGAACUGUUCUGGACAAGUGUCUGAAGAUUGUGCAGUGCUUAAAGUCGCAUCCAUUCUCAAAGCAGUUCCUGUCGCCUGUGGAAAACGUUCCGAUGUAUACGCGGGUAGUGAAGCAGCCGAUGGAUUUAUCUAAGAUCGAGAGCAAGCUGAAGAAGGGUGCUUACAUCGUGGAUAGCAACACUGUAGCGGAUGGCGUCGAAGAGUUGGAUGCUACGCAUUUUGCCAACGAUAUUCGACUGAUGUGGUCAAACUGCAAGACUUUUAAUGACGACGGAUCGGGUAUCACUCGGGCGGCUGAUAUUCUGUCAGCUGGCUUUGAACGCCUGUACAAGGAAUGCGUCGCACCACCAUUGACUGCACAGGAUGGAUGUUGA